Messenger RNA from Cladocopium goreaui, 855 nucleotides. The record is from the annotation of a GenBank genome assembly. Lineage: Eukaryota; Dinophyceae; Suessiales; Symbiodiniaceae.
CUCAAAUGGCGACCAGCUGACGGCGCAGGUGGGUUCCUUGUCAUGGCGGCUGGAUCCAGUGUCUGGGCAGAUUUGUUCAACCAGCUGCCUGCGACGCCCACGGACUAUCCACCCUUAGACGAAAGGAAGUAUCCGGAGCGCUUUACGGACGACAUCUUUCGAGAUGAAUUGCCGGAAUUGGAGUUUCGAUUAGAAGAGGCAUGUGUCAAGGGCUCGAUCCAGGAGGUGCACGAUCUCAUUUUGAAAGGUGCCGACAAGAAUGCUCCGUUGGACAAGGAACUCAAAACCCCGCUGAUGAUCGCCUGUCAGCUCGGUUGGUUUCAUUUGGUCAAGUGGCUGGUGGAAUUUGAAGGCGUUGACCUCGAUGGCCCUGUCUCGCGCUGUGGCUUUCGCGCCAUUGACUACGCUGGGAAGGAGCAAUUCCGAUGGCCAAACGAAGAGGUGGAGAUAGCUGACUACCUCAGGAGUUUGGGUUCCAACUACACCUGGUGGGGCGCCUGCUUUGCCGGAGACAUCCCCCGAAUCGAUGAGUUUCUGCAGAACGGCCAGGACAUCAAUGAAGUCAAUCCGGUGCUAUGGAACUACAACGCAGUGGACUGUGCCAUCCACGGCGGCUGCGGAAAAGCUGCGCAAUUCCUGGUGGCGCGUGGUGGCAUCAUCACCGUGCGAAACUGUCAUAUCCCAGUGUGGGAAGAUAUGCUCUGGAGCUUGGGUCGCGGAGAUGCUUUCAUGUACAAGGAGAUGGGCUUUGAAGAAGGAACCUUCACAAAGCUCUGAGCAGCGCGGCAAGCGACCUGGUCGCCUAUUCAAACCGAAAAAGAACAAGUCAAGUGGAGAAGACAUCAAAGGUCAGAG